GAUUUGAAUCGCUCGGUUGCCUCUUCGAUGGCAGACGCGACUAGAACAAGAAAGACGCCACGAAAGACGCCACGAAAGACUCCCGGUAAAACUCCGAGGAAACAACCUAAACAUCCAACUGACCCUGUGGAGGUCUACUGCCGGCUAAAACCUCUCAGCGACGAAGACGACGACGUUUGUGCCACCAGGAUUUCAAGUACACUUCUUCAGUUAGAGCCUCCAGAGUUUUGUCAGUCAUACAAGGCUGGUCAUCGUAAUGCCACUCAAUACACAUUUCAACAUGUGUUUGAUGUCGAUGUCGAUCAGAAGGACGUGUUUGAACGUCUGUGUGUUCCGAUGGUGGAAGACAUGCUGAAAGGAAAGAACGGUCUUUUGUUUGCGUUUGGUAUCACGGGUUCUGGUAAGACAUACACUAUGACAGGAGAGCCUGGCAAUGGUGGAAUGCUACCACGCAGUAUGGAUGUCAUUUUCAAUUCUAUUGCUCAUCUGCAAGCAGAACGAUUUGUGUUCAAAUGUGACCAAGUGAAUUCAUACGAGAUCCAGUCAGAAUUCAAUGCCAAAAUGGAGCAACAAAGAUUUAAAGCAAUGCAGAGAGCAAAGAAUAUCAAUGGUGGUACCGACAGUCCUGAUUUCAUUCGUGUUCCCGACACCAUGAAAAUCGAGGAAGUGGACGAAGACAACGUUUACUCAGUGUUCGUCUCCUUCAUUGAAAUCUACAACAACUACAUUUACGAUCUUCUGGAAGAGACAGACAAUGAAGAACUACAUCCAAAGCCUCCUCAGUCGAAGACUCUACGUGAAGAUUUGAAUCAUCAGAUGUUUGUCAGUGGAGCUACAGAGAUAGAAGUGAAGAGCACCGAAGAGGCAUACGAACUUUUAUGGAAAGGGAAGCAGAGACGACGAGUCGCUCUAACGCAACUCAAUCACGAGUCGAGUCGCAGUCACAGCGUGUUCAACAUCCGGAUUGUUGCCGCUCCACUUGACAGCUCGGGAACGGAAGUGAUUGCGGAUAAGUCGUUGAUGAUGGUCAGUCAGUUGUCGUUGGUUGAUCUUGCUGGAUCGGAGAGGACGUCACGAACACGAGCCACCGGAGACAGGCUGAGAGAAGCUGGUAAUAUCAAUGCCAAUCUAAUGGUGUUACGUACGUGUAUGGAGACAUUGAGAGAGAAUCAAACAAACGGAACAACGAGAAUUGUGCCGUACAGAGAUUCCAAACUUACUCACAUGUUCAAGAACUAUUUCGAUGGAGAAGGAAAGGUACGUAUGGUGGUGUGCAUCAGUCCAAGAGCCGAAGACUACGACGAGAGCGUUCACAUCAUGAAGUUUGCCGAAUUGGCACAAGAAGUUCAAGUGGCAAGAGCACGACCCAGAAGAAUUGAGUUUGAGGGUUUGACUCCAGGGAGGAGGAAUGCUCCGAAACUGUACAGAGAGGCGAUGGAUCAGUUGGAGGCAAUGAAACAAGGUGGCGACGAGAACUUCCCUCAUCCGGUCCUCGCAUCUGCACCAUCCGUCAGCCAAAUACCGAUGACCUUCUCAUUCCCACUCAUCACGGCUCCCGAGGAUCUCUUUCUUUACGAUUUCUUUCCGGGAACGCGACGUCACAAGCUGACGACGUGUGACGAUGAGUCGGUUCUGCCCUCGUUCCUUCAAGCUUUGACUGAAAAGCAAGAGAUUAGACGUUCACUGCUGGAGGAUUUUGCAGCGAAACAGAGACAAAUGAGAGAUUUGUUGACUCGUGUUGAUGAGGGAUACAGAGACUUGCAUCAGGCUCUUUCUGAAGCUAACGAGGCCGCAGUUACUAAAGACCGCGAGAUUAAGAAAAUUGAGAAACGAGUGAAAACAACUGAGAAGAAGGCUCUUCAAGACGUGAGACAACAGUGGGAGCAGGACUCAGAACGGAAACUUGCAGCUCUGAGACGAUCAAUGGAAGAGAAAAUAUGGAGAAAGGAUGAGAAACUCAGGCAGCUGAAAGAGAUUGUUCAGCAAUCAAAGAAACCAGCAGCACGUGAAGUCGCUGCACCACCCGUUCAGGACCUUAGACAGGUUCCUGCAGUACGAUCUCGGAGAAAGCGUUCGCUAUCAGCCGAAACCUGGUUGGAACACAAGCCUGCUUCUAGCCUCAAAACGGACACGGUUCUACAGCCUCAACUGAAAAAGAAGAAAACAGUGCAAACGCCAAAGCUAAAGCAUUUGAGGGAAGAAACUGGAGGCUGUUCGAAAUAUGUGUUGACUCAUCAAGAGCAGGACUCACAGGGAGAAGUGGAAACGCGUCUAUAUAAAGGCGAAGUCUGGAAAACUCGUGGUGGCGGAGCUGCCAUGCAGUUUACUGACAUCGAAAAGCUGAAGUCCGAGGAUCCGAUCGCAACAGAAAUAAGAGAGAGGCGCAGCCAUUCUGCACCCCCUAGCUGCAGUUCGGAGUCAGAGUUGAGCGUUGACUGUGCGAGUGACACAACAGACGUUGGAACAAGGUGUGGGUAUGGCAUCGAAGGUCGUGCAGGAUCAGUACCCGGAUAUACGAAUGCGUACGCAGAGAGAUCGCCUGGAAAGAAAUCGAAAUGAAGACGAGUCGGUACGUGUUGGUAGAGAAAUUAGAGGCAGACUGUCUGGCUGUUGAUUAGAUGCUAGAAGAUGUGCUUAUUGUAUUUGGUGGAGAUACUGAUGAGCUCUAGAUAUUAGUAUGUAUACACACAAGGCAAUAAACUAGUAAUUCGUUAGCAAUCAAA
Messenger RNA from Corticium candelabrum, 2723 nucleotides. RefSeq names its product kinesin-like protein KIF23. Gene Ontology annotation, biological process: microtubule-based movement. Gene Ontology annotation, cellular component: microtubule; kinesin complex; nucleus. The record is from RefSeq and is a predicted model, not a curated record. NCBI's taxonomy places the organism in Eukaryota, Metazoa, Porifera, Homoscleromorpha, Homosclerophorida, Plakinidae. Gene Ontology annotation, molecular function: ATP binding; microtubule binding; microtubule motor activity. The coding region runs from base 28 to 2559 and encodes 843 amino acids. The transcript is spliced from 31 exons.